Molecule: messenger RNA, 2375 nt
Organism: Oryza sativa Japonica Group (Japanese rice)
Lineage: Eukaryota; Viridiplantae; Streptophyta; Magnoliopsida; Poales; Poaceae
Product: glutathione hydrolase 1
Biological process (GO): glutathione catabolic process
Cellular component (GO): plasma membrane
Molecular function (GO): glutathione gamma-glutamate hydrolase
Source: RefSeq, a predicted model, not a curated record
AUCUAAUCGGAGAAAAAAGAAAUGUGCCUUUUUUACUAUACAACGUCCAAUGGUCUGACACUCUUGACUGUGUGACAGUGUGUGCGGCUUCCAGCUCUCUUGGCAAAUCCUUCCACCAUUCCACGCGAUUUUCUCGGCUCGGCAGUCGGCACCCGCCAUCUCCCGCGCGGCAGCGCCCCGCCCGCCCAUGAACGCUCGACGCCUUCACAAAUGGGCGGCCACCGCGCGGCUGGUGCUCCUCCUCUUAGCCGCUGCUGCGGCGGCGGCGGCGGCGGCGGCGGGGCGCAGGGAGGUGGUGACCUCGCCGCACGGCGCCGUGGCGGCGGACGACGGGCGGUGCUCGAGGAUCGGGCGCGACGCGCUCCGCGACGGCGGUAACGCCGUGGACGCCGCCGUCGCCGCGUCGCUCUGCCUCGGCGUCGUCAGCCCGGCGUCCAGCGGGGUCGGCGGCGGCGCCUUCAUGCUCGUCCGGCUCGCCGACGGCACCGCCCUCGCGUACGACUCCCGCGAGACCGCCCCCCUCGCCGCCUCCCAGGAUAUGUAUGGUGGCAACGAAACGCUGAAAGCAAGGGGAGCUCUAUCCAUAGCAGUUCCAGGGGAAAUUGCAGGUCUGUAUGAGGCAUGGAAGCGCCAUGGCAAGCUUCCUUGGAAGAGGUUAGUGAUGCCAGCAGCAAAGCUUGCCCGUGCAUUCAGAGUGUCACCUUAUCUGAGGAAGCAGAUGGAGGCAACCAGAGAUGGAAUUCUCCAAAAUAAGGGAAUAAGUGGAGUGUACACCUCAAAUGGAGAUAUCCUUAAUGUUGGAGAUGUAUGCCGCAACAUUAGGCUUGCAAGAACACUGGUGGCUGUCGCGGAGAAAGGGCCGGAUGUGUUCUACAAAGGCGCAGUUGGUGAUCAGCUGGCGAAGGAUAUUCAGGAAGUUGGAGGGAUCAUAACAAUGGAAGAUCUGAAGAAAUACCAAGUUAAGAUACGUCGGCCACUUUUAGAGAAUGUAUUGGGACUGACAGUAUUAAGCAUGCCUCCUCCUUCAGCUGGUGGUGCUGGGCUAAUGCUUGUUCUGAAUAUCCUUACUCAGUAUGGCCUCCCUGCUGGUUUUUCUGGCUCACUUGGGAUCCAUCGUCUAAUUGAGUCCUUGAAGCAUUACUUUGCAAUAAGGAUGAACCUUGGCGACCCUGAGUUUGUAAAUGUUAACGAAGUCGUCUCUGAUAUGAUGUCCCCUAAAUUUGCUGCUGACCUGAAGAAAACCAUCUAUGAUAACAUGACAUUUGACCCUAAACACUAUGGUGGCAGGUGGAACAUCCUUCAGGACCAUGGAACAAGCCACCUGUCCAUCGUCGACAGCGAGAGGAACGCCGUUUCGAUGACCACCACUGUCAACGCGUACUUUGGAUCCCUGAUCCUGUCUCCGAGCACAGGCAUUUUGCUCAACAACGAGAUGGACGACUUCUCCAUGCCGGCGAACACGUCGGCCAACUCUCCGCCGCCUGCCCCCGCCAAUUUCGUUAGGCCUCUGAAACGGCCUCUCUCCUCGAUGACUCCGACGAUAAUACUCAAGGAUGGCAAUCUGAAGGCUGCGGUUGGAGCUAGUGGUGGGAGCAUGAUCCCUGCUGGAACCAUGGAAGUGCUCCUCAACCAUUUCGUCAAGAACAUGGACCCGUUGUCCUCUGUCAUGGCGCCAAGAGUGUAUCACCAGCUGAUCCCGAACGUGGUCCAGUACGAGAACUGGACGACGGUGACCGGCGACCACUUCGAGCUGGACGCCGCGACGAGAGCCGACCUGCGGAGGAAAGGCCACGUCUUGGAGCCGCUCGCCGGAGGGACCAUCAGCCAGCUCGUCGUGGACGACGUCGAGCGCCACGGCGGUCUGACCGCCGUCAGCGACCCCAGGAAAGGCGGCUUCCCGGCCGGCUAUUAGACCGGAGUGGCUGAGCUAUAGCUGCCUAGCUUUGAUGCAGCGAUGAUUGCUUGCUGCGCCAUUCAUGGACAUAUUUGUACACGUCGUUCUGUUCUAUGAUUCUAUCGAAUAAAUAAUACUCCCUCAGCUUAUAAAAUGUUUUAACUUUGAUCAAACUUAAACUGCUUCAAAUUUAACUACUCCAUCCGUUUUACAAUGUAAGUCAUUCUAUUAUUUCCUAUAUUCAUAUUGAUGCUAAUGAAUCUAGACAUAUAUACCUAUCUAGAUUCAUUAGUAUCAAUAUGAAUGUGAAAAAUGCUAGAAUGACUUACAUUGUGAAACGGAAAAAAUAGUUUAUAGACAAAUAUAGAAAUAUUUAUAAACUUGGUCAAACUUGAAGCAGUUUGAUUUUGAUUAAAUUCAGAAUAUUUUAUAACUUAAAACGGAUGGAGUAAUAACUGCAGUGAAUUUUAAAUUUUUGUUU